Molecule: messenger RNA, 297 nt
Organism: Thyridium curvatum
Lineage: Eukaryota; Fungi; Ascomycota; Sordariomycetes; Thyridiales; Thyridiaceae
Exons: 2
Coding region: 1-297 (98 amino acids)
Source: RefSeq, a predicted model, not a curated record
AUGUCAUACGGCAAGGUGACCGUGAGCUACGGCUCCAACACAAGCUUUUCCUCCUCCAAGACUGACUCGACAUACAAUUCCUACACAUCGCACUCUUCCGGAACUCCCAGAUAUGACGACCCCAAGGUCAGGCACUCGAGCUACUUUGAUCCUACAGCCGAGUCCUACAGAGUCGACUAUGUCGAUCGCACCAAGAAGUCUGGCGACGUUGUGACUGUGGUCAACCACCACAAGCGCCACUACAACCCGUCUGAUCCCAGCCCCAGCUACUCCUCCUCUUCCCACAAGACCGGAUAG